GCCAUCGUUCCGCAAAACCACCAUUUCUCCGACCAUAUGAGCCGCGUAUUAGCAGAACGAAACGUGUAUUCCCUUGUCGUUAUUCACACCCCGAAGGCGGGAGGAUGAAAUUACUUAAAUACCCUUGUUUCCGUCUAUUUAACCUUGCCCCCUCUCAUCCGCAGAUUUUCUUUUGUCUUUUGAAAUCCCCGCUUUGGAAAUCAAAAUGGCGCCAAAGCGAGCAUCGCCGGCGAAGUCUUCUCUCUACCCGAUCGGUGGUUGCGAUGUUGUGGUGGAAGGUAAGAAGUUCACCUGCGAAUCUGGCCCGAAAAGUCUCCAGAUCUCUUUUUCCGGAAUCGACAGAGUUAGAAUCUCAGUGAGGGAAGGGAUGAACACCGAAUCUGAAAUGUCCACGCCACUGUCAAAAUCUAUUGAAAAUACUGUUUCCACUUCUCCAAAAGACUACACGUUUCUGCUUCUUAAUCCGAGCGACGAUGAUGCCUUUACCAAAUCUUAUCUUCAGGAAGUACUGAAGUUAUAUGUUAAAGAGCUACCUGGCAUGAAUUAUGCUGCAAACACAGGAAAGCAAUCAACAUUCCUCGAGAGAUGCGUGUCAAAAGGAAAAUAUUGUACAUUGAUUUUGAAGGCCAUGCUCAAUGGAGUUUCAGACGAGAUCAUAGCUGCAAUCACCUACCAAAUAGUCCCAGCUGAUGCCCACUAUGCUGAAAUACCUCUUGCUGCGGUCACAUCUAUAUACCAGAAAAAGCAUUUUGGUAAGCUUAUAUAUGGGGAAUUAAGGAAGAGGCUUCAGAAUGUUGGUGUUCGUGCUAUAUUCUGCUGGGCAGACAAAGAAUCCGAGGGAUUCUGGUUUAAACAGGGUUUUAUAUCAAUAGCAGAGGUGGACAAGAAGGGUAAAGCAAGGAAUUUGCGCAUUAAGACUAAUAUUCGGAAAGCACUAUGCUUUCCUGGUGGUUCGACUCUUAUGCUUUCUCAUCUGAAGAGGGAAUCUUCUGUUAAUCCUGCAAAUCUCGGGAGUUGCUCUUCACGAUUAAAUCACCGCGAUGAAUCUCCACUGUCAGCCUAUGAUAAUUUUGCAGGUCCUGCGACUAGGGGUUGUGACAACCUUCUAAAACCUGGGGAGUCACUUAAACCUAGAGAGGGAUUUGCUGAAAAUAUAAAUUUUGACCGUCUCUCUGGUAGCAGAGGUUCUGUUGACUCGCCAACAGGAACCGAAUGCCACAAUAUGGUCAUUGAUGAAGCCACCACAGCUGAUGGUACUACCAAUGGAUCCACACAGGGUUUAAAGCGGACAUGGGAAGCUUCACUCUCCUCUCUACAAUCCAAAAGAGUCAAGGGAACCCAUCGUUGUGACUGUGAGUUAGAUACUGUUCCAGGUUUCAGCUUAGGAAGAACGCACAAGCAACCGGAAGAUGGUUUUUUAGGGACUUCUAGUGACGAUCCCCAGACCAUUAUUUCGAAAAGAAAUGAUGAUGAAGAAUGCAGGGAAUCUAAUCCAAAUAGAGUAAACUACAGAAUUAUGCUGAUGAAUAUUGGUGAUGACAACAAGAGAGCAAGUCUGACAAAGGUCAUAGAAAACCUAGGUGGUGUUGUCACCUCGGAAGGCAGCAUAAGCACACACGUCGUCACAGGAAAAGUAAGGAAAACGCUGAAUUUCUGUACCGCUCUUUGCUCUGGAGCAUGGAUAGUGUCGCCGACUUGGUUAAAAGAAAGCUUCCAACAAGGCAGUUUUGCUAAUGAGACUUUGUACAUAUUGAAGGAUGAAGACUAUCAGUUGAAGUACCGAACUGAGCUGAAAAGGGCGGUUCUCAGAGCAAAAGCUAGACCGAAAUCAUUGCUUAAAGGAUAUGACAUAUGGAUAGGAACUCACGUUCAGAAGGCGGUCGGAAAUUUAUCUGCCAUCGUUCAAUCUGCUGGUGGAAAUGUGAUAAGAGAAGUGGAUAAGGUAUGGAAAACGAUAUUGAUAGCGAGCGAAGAAGACAUGGAAGAGGGAUUGUCGGCUGGGAAGGUAAAGACAUUCAACAGUGAGUGGUUGAUGAAUUGUGUCAUGAGACAAGAACUGGAUCUCGAAGCUCCUCAGUUUGCGGAGUCCUUGUAAGAGAGAUUGAGUUCCCUAAAGAGGUAACUACUCUAUUCUAUAAAGUAUAAAUGGCACUUUGUGUAAUUUAUAUUUAUGUAUGUUUUCCCUUUUUUUUUUUU
This is a messenger RNA of Tarenaya hassleriana, 2196 nucleotides long. RefSeq lists its product as uncharacterized. The record is from RefSeq and is a predicted model, not a curated record. Bases 206 to 2095 code for a protein of 629 amino acids. Lineage: Eukaryota; Viridiplantae; Streptophyta; Magnoliopsida; Brassicales; Cleomaceae. The transcript has 14 exons.